Messenger RNA from Manihot esculenta (cassava), 1402 nucleotides. RefSeq lists its product as uncharacterized. Bases 179 to 1126 code for a protein of 315 amino acids. Lineage: Eukaryota; Viridiplantae; Streptophyta; Magnoliopsida; Malpighiales; Euphorbiaceae. Gene Ontology annotation, biological process: response to desiccation. The transcript has 3 exons. Gene Ontology annotation, cellular component: cytosol. The record is from RefSeq and is a predicted model, not a curated record.
CAAACGCGCAGGCCAAUUAUUAUUUUAAUUAAUUAAUUCCCAACUAUAAAAGCCCGCCAUCUCGUUGUCGCUUACCCUUCUUUUUGUUCGUCUCUGCUCCUCUUCACACUCUACACUCUCUACACCGAUCAGCUGUUUCAUCGCUCAAGCUCCUCUGUUGAAUCUGUCUCUAUAAGGUAUGGCAUCUUCUGAUAAGCCAGAAGUCAUUGAUAGAGAUGUCAAGGAGAAAGAUCAUAAUGAGGAUGAUGAUAAGGGUGGAUUUAUUGACAAGGUAAAGGACUUCAUUCAUGACAUUGGUGAAAAGAUUGAGGGAGCUAUUGGUUUUGGGAAGCCAACUGCAGAUGUUACUGGGAUUCAUAUCCCUUCAAUCAAUCUAGAGAAGGCAGAUCUUGUUGUUGAUGUGCUCGUUAAGAAUCCCAAUCCUGUUCCAAUCCCCCUCGUUGACAUCAACUACUUAAUUGAGAGUGAUGGACGGAAACUUAUUUCAGGCUUAAUACCAGACGCUGGAACUAUUCAUGCGCACGGUGAGGAAACUGUCAAAAUACCAGUUACUUUGAUUUAUGAUGAUAUAAGAAACACAUAUAAUGAUAUUAAGCCUGGAAGUAUUAUUCCUUACCGGAUUAAGGUUGAUCUCAUUGUUGAUGUUCCUGUCAUCGGAAGGCUAACAUUACCCCUUGAGAAAACUGGAGAGAUUCCAAUACCUUACAAGCCUGAUAUUGAUCUUGAGAAAAUACACUUUGAGAGUUUUUCCUUUGAAGAAACUGUUGCUAUACUUCAUUUGAAGUUGGAGAACAUGAAUGAUUUUGACUUGGGCCUUAAUGGAUUAGACUAUGAGGUUUGGCUAUCUGAUGUGAGUAUUGGGGGUGCAGAACUAGCCAAAUCAACGAAAAUUGAGAAAAAGGGAAUUAGUUAUAUUGACAUUCCUAUCACCUUCAGGCCUAAGGACUUUGGCUCUGCACUUUGGGACAUGAUGAGAGGAAAAGGCACUGGUUACACUAUGAAAGGACACAUUAAUGUGGAUACGCCUUUUGGAGCAAUGAAAUUACCUAUUAGUAAGGAGGGUGGUACAACCCGCCUUAAGAAGAACAAGGAAGAUGGUGGUGAUGAUGAUGAUGAUGAGGAUUAGAAAACAGCGUCUUGAAGAGUUCUCCGUCCAAGUAGCUGCUGUUAAAAAUCUGUCGAGUAAGGAAGUCGGUAUAGCCCUUUUGCAUUUGCAUGUGUUCAGUUGUGGUUUACAUUGCAGUGUGGUUAUUGUUUUCAGUGACAUGGCCUGUUUUUCCCAGAGAUUUUUAGCCAGCCAUCCAACUCUGAUAUCUAUGUUUUGAUUGGCUGUGUAUUUUAUUGUUCAGAUUUCAGUUAUUGUUGUGCAUCUGUUUAGUUUAUGAUAUUUUUUAGUACUAAA